Messenger RNA from Mytilus californianus (California mussel), 7545 nucleotides. RefSeq lists its product as uncharacterized. Bases 5 to 1279 code for a protein of 424 amino acids. The transcript has a single exon. The record is from RefSeq and is a predicted model, not a curated record. Lineage: Eukaryota; Metazoa; Mollusca; Bivalvia; Mytilida; Mytilidae.
CAAAAUGUGUAAUUUAACAGGGAAAAUGAGUUUUCGGUUUUCUGUCUUCUUUAUCCUCGGAAUAAUAGAAGUUGCAGACCUAAUCAGUGAUUGGUUAUUUUACGUUGAAAUGAGUAAACAGGAAAAGGGAAUAGUGUUUGGACCCAUUGACAAAAUGUUCCUGCAUGCUAUACUGGCCUUUUGUUGCAUUGGCAUUGUGACAUUCAUAGUGGAAAUGGUGUACAAUAAACUAGAAAUUCUAAAUGAUGAUAACAGCUGUUGCAUUGACUUUGUUUACGUUUUUACAUUUGUGCUAUGGUGUGAAGAAUUACCACAGAUUGGCAUGAGUGCAUAUAUUGCAAGUUGUCGUGAGGAAGGUACAAGCUUGAUUCAGUUAAUAAAAGCAUCGUUUUUGAUAGGUGGAUGCAUACUGCGAAUAAUCAUUGUUGUUGUACGAAUCUGCUCAAGAAGAAGGGAGGAUUCAACAAAUUGUUUUAUUCUAGUUUUCUCUUUUAUAUUAAUAAUAGGAUCAAUAUUAGCCUUUAUUCUCGCAUUGUCCGUUUUUGUUUUCUCAACAAUCCAACAUGAUGAUUGGAGUUUUAAAUUUCAACAAUCAACUAAGCUGCAGACCAGUGGAGGUGACCCUUCAAGGUUUUUUGGGAGCGCAGGAAUAUACAUAAAUGUGACAGAACUACAUAAGGGAUCUGCACAAUCAAAUGUGAAUAAAAGCACGUGGUUGAAAAUGGCCAACCUUACAUUUUUGAUGAAUAAAUCAUCCCAAUUGCAAAAAAUUAAAUUUCAUAGGAAAGAAAAUACGACAAUAUUGAUUCAAACUUUUCUACCUAUGAAAGACAGUGCUGAUUUCCAAAAGGCCGAAGAUGAAUGCUACAAAGAAACUGGCGAACUUUUGUUUAGGCAGGUCAAUGAAUCCGAAUGUUUAAAUGUAAUCAACAGUACAGAUGUAAUGGAAAUAUGGAUACAUUUCAUGUUCCUUCCACAAACACGCUAUCGGCUGAUGGGAGAUGUACAAUAUAACACUUGUCACGUAACAUCUAAGGAUUGUUCUGAAAACGUAAAAACAUGUACCAAAGUAAAUUUGAAAUAUUUUUCUGCAGUAUCAGGGGAGAAUUAUCAAUAUCACUUAAAGCCCGUAAAGACUAACUCCCUCUUUGAAUUCUACACAUCAGAUAAGUUAACACCAACGAAAGAAGCAUGGAAAACAGGGUUUGCUCGCUGUGAAAGUUCUGGAUUCGAAGCGCCAAAUUUGGAUAAUAGCAUUGAAGUGAAAUGUCUUAGUUAAUAAAACACUCACUUCCUAAAAUUGAUACCAAUAACGUGAGUAAAGAUACAUCUUAAAUUUGCACAUACAGUUUUGAUAAAUUUUAAUUGACUCACAGUUUUAAUAUAUUUUCAAUUUGUACACACAUAUUCAAUAUAUUUUUAAUUUGUACACACAGUUUUAAUAUAUGUUUUAUAUAUACACACAGUUUUAAUAUAUUUUGAAUUUGUACACACAGUUUUAGUAUCUUUUUAAUUGGUACGCACAGUUUAAAUAUAUUUCUAAUUUGUACACACAGUUUUAAUAUAUUUUUGAUUUGUACACACAGUUUUGAUUUAUCUUUUAUUUCUUAAAUUGCAAACACUAUUAUCUAUUACUUUGGUUAACGCAAAAUAAACAUAAAAUAUUUUCUCUCUCGAGUUUAGAUAAAAAAAAAAGUGCUGAGAAGCAAUCAAUCUGAUUCCAAUUUGUUAAAAUAACGUCAAAAUAUAAGUGCAUGGAAAAGCGUUGAAUUGUAUUUAUCAUAAGAAUGACAAUCUCAACUUUGUGAAAGAAAUAUGUCUUAUUAAAGAUGAUUUAUUCCCUAUUCUUAUACGUCUUGUAUACGCUAAAUACAACAUUCUUAAUGAAAUGUACCCAAUUGCAGUAAAUCACAGAAAAAAGAAACACUUUACAUGUAAACUACACAACUUACACUAACACGCAGUAUUUGCAGAAAUAAGUACAAAAUGGGAGUUUUCGUCAAGAAAGCAUAAAUUGGAAAAAUUAAAUGCUAACCUAAAACUAUCUUUCAGUUUGAUAUGGGGGCAACGGUUUGUUGCGCAUACUGUUUUGCGAUCUGUUGUUGUCCACUAAAUAUAACGUCAUGACCACAAUAUAGAUUUAUUCGAUUAAAAUACUCUGCUUCAUAACGAAUUCUCACGAGUUGUUAAACGUAUAAUUUCUUUUAAGAAAAGAUUAUCUUUGAGUAAAAAAUAAAAUUCUGGUGAAAAGUUUUGAUUUCGCUAGCUUCACUUCAAAUUUAAGACCACUAACGGAAUUUAAAAUCAUGCGUCGAAAACCCAGAUUAGUCGAAAACAUCAGAAAUUUUAAAGCUUUUUGAAAUCUUCAGAAUGGAAUCAAAUAAGAAUGUGUUCAAGUGAAACACGUGAUGAUUUUAUAUAUUGAUAUUGAAGAAAACACAGAACUCCGUUGCCAAGGGUGAAUAAUGGUCCGUUGGAACCUUCAUUGACCUAACGAAUAGCGUAUUUUUCGUAUCAUUUAUUUAUAUCACUCUCUGUCUAGUGUGAUACGAUUAAUAUCUCUUCAUGCGGGAAAUAUAUCAUAGACAACAACCCUAAGAAAAUCAGUUUUAUUUAAUAAUUUGCAGGCAAAAUUGGAGUUUUAUUCUUUUUUCAAAUUUGAUUUGUAAGUUAUUUUCACGUGAUUUCAGAUAGUUGAAACCAAAUGAUGAUACAUUUCGCGUGUUCCUCUAUAUUCUCUUUUCUGUUUCAUACCAGGGUUGCGUUCAAUAUCAUAGUAGCUAGUAUAGCCGCUGUGUCCUAGAUAUCUAUGCUGAACGAUAUUCUACGUAGCUAGCCUUUCAAACUGACGUCAUUAGAAAUAAUCUAUCCGACGACAUUCUGGAUUCACUAGAUACCAUGAAUUGUUUGGGCUAUAUAGAUCUAUCUUGCGGCAACGCUAGCUAUACUUUCAGUAGUCAAAAUAUACGAAACCCUGUGUAGCGGCUACGACAUUGAACGCAGCCCAGAUGUUAUAUCUAUAUAAUUACAUCACAUGUAUGUUUCAUAAGAAUCCGUACUUUUGAUGUGCUGAAGUAAUCGGAGGCAUUCAGAUAUACCAUUGUAUUUCUCAAUCAGUUUCAGCAUUCAAGACAGCAUAUGUCGACUUCACAACAAUGCAUAAGACAAAUACGAAAACAUUUCAAUAUCUCGUAAUUUCAUGGUUGUAGCAUACACAUGUCAUUAUAAGAAUUGCAUAUUUCUUUUUUGUAAUUUGAAAGUUUUGUAAAGGCGUUCAUCGUGCAUACAUUUUUAGUAUGAAGCGAUUCGCCCCGCGCUUCCUACAAAACGUGCUUCGGUCAACCCUUCCACACCGUAACAAUAUUAUAAAAAGAAGUAUUCAAUUUUGAAAUGAAAUUGUAUUGUAUUUAUGUGAUUUGCUUUACAGGUGGAUAUCCAGUUGAAAUUAAACAAUAGAAAAUGAACUCGCAGUUAAAACAUGUUCGGAUCAUUUACAGCUGUUUCUUUAAUGGUCAUUAAACAUCAUACUGCAGUCGUUUUAAAGAAGUUUCCCCAUUUUCUAACAUUGACCCAAAACCUACACAAAGACAUAGUUAACUAAAGAACUUUCAUAUUUAUAUUAAAAAAAUAUAUAUGAAUACGCAUAGUUACCAUUAUGUUUUUUCCAUUAGCUUUAUAAAUACAAAGUUACAAGUUUUAGGUAGGUAGGUUUAAAUUAUUUUCAAACUUGAAGAUAUGUACCAUUGAAAAUGUUUCCAUUCGACACAGAGUGCUUGUGUUUGAAACUAUGGUACUAUAACUGUUAAGAUUUAAAUUAAAUUUUUACAUGUAAAUCUAUAAUUCUAUUUUAUUUCUUGAACAUAAUAACAACUUAAACGUGAGGCAUAUUUAUUAUUUUAUUCCUGAAAAAAGUACUACGAAUGACAAGUCGUCCUUUUACACCCCUCUUAAAUCCUUGACCAAUAUCAUGAAUUAGUUCAGCUUCAAUAUAUAAAAACCUUGACUACAGUCUCAUUAUAAUAUUGCAUCCCUUCCACAAAAAAAAAAAGGAUUUUUUUGUGGUCAUUUAAUUGUCACGGUUUACUUUUCUGAAAAUUUGGUAUAUGCCUCCACACGAAAUAAUUCUAUAAAUUGUUGCUUUAAUGAACGCUAAAAAAUUAUAAUUUCCACUGGGUUACCAUUCAGACAAGUAUUAUAACUUUAAAGCAUAACAAUAUAUCAAAAGGUAAUUAUUAAGAAUACAAUGAUUAAAAUUCAAAACACAACUUUAAACGAAAAUUCGUUAUGUUAAAAUACUAGCCUAUCAUAAAAGCGCGUUUUAAAAGUCAUAAGUUUUUAUGUUUAAAGGGAAGACAAUUUAAUUGAAAUAGAAAUUUAUCUAACCCGAAUUAAACAGUCGUUGUAUUUCACUGAUCUACAAUGGCUACACUCGCAAGUAGGAGGGAUUGAUUACCGUGAGGGAUUAUUUCAUUUGCGUUUAAAUCUGUCUAGACUCUUAGCAUUAUAUGUUGUUUCAGAUCAUUUUUGAUUCGUUCUUAUGAACGGUUUCAUUUGUUUUGACUCUUCAUUGAACAGAUAUGUAUCCAUGGGUUAAAUCAGUUAGAACUUUUGUAUACCAACUACAUGUAUUCAUUUUCAAAAUCUAUUGUUCGAUUACAUUUAAAAGGCAUGCCCGGAUAUUUUAUUUUUGAACCUUGUAAUAAUGUCAUAUUUCUAUAUACUAGUAAAUAAGUAAAUGCACAAUUGUGUUACUAGUUUACAAUAUUAUGAACCAGUAUUUUUGAAUAUGAAUAGAGAAUGUGUUGAUAAUUGGUUUUUUUUCACAAGUUUUCGAUAUAAAAGAUUAUUCUGACAUUGAUCUGUGUACAAUAUUGUUAAUGAAGUUUAAUGAAGUCGAUUUGUCAUUGAGGCAAUUUUUACACUUCAAAAGUAUGACAAUCAUAAGUCGUGAUACUCAUUUUUAAUUCUUUUACGGAAAAUAAUAGUUAAGCUAUCACUGUUACUCAACUUUUGGCAUGAGUAGUCAUUGACAAGAUAAAUGUAAAACAACAAUGCUGUGAUAUAUUUCAAGGCCGUAUCAAUCUUAUAUUGCUUGCCAUGAAGAUAGUUUAACAAUGCCCAAUAACUAUAUGCAAAUAAAUUUGUUAUUUUAUCUUGCUACAGAUAAAAUAUGUGUACUUAAAUAAAAUGAUUUGAAGUGUCUGCUUCUUUUUCGGAGAGGGUUAUACGUUAAUUAGACAGCAUUCCACAACAACAGAAAUGAGUUGUUGUUUUACAUUUAUCUUGUCAAUGACAUCAUAUACUUUUUAGGACCAAUUAGAAGGCUGAAAUCAUGUCUUUUGUCGUAAAGUUUCGUUUCUCAACCAACCCUCAUUAUUAAUUUUUAGACGUAAGUCAAAAUCUGAGGUGGACUUAACUGUAUCUGCAGAUUUUCAGAAAAGGACACGGUGCGAUAAAGGACUUAUUAAGCCUAUUUUUUCUCUGAAAGGAGUAUGUUCAAGAAGGUCCAUAUUCGCCCUAAACUUCUGUGAAAUUUAAUUUUAGUAAUAAAAAGGUGAAAACUUGAUGACAAAAUAUGUAAAAAUAUCUGACAUUUACAUAUUCAACAAGGUCUGGCGCAUUAGAAUAUUUGUGAUGUCAUCCUGACGUCAUGAUUGUGCACCAUAAUGAAGAAAAUCAUACUUUGAAUAAUGUUUUGCCGAAAUAUAGUUUCUGCUUCAAAAAUUGCCACAUGCACGGACCAUUAUAAUAUUUUGUUUGUAUGUGUAUCUUACUUAUAUAAAUCUUACGUAUUACAAUUUUAUUUUGAUCGAAUGGGGUGGACAAUGUUUUUCAUAUGGAAUAACCUUUAGAAAUGCAUAUACACAGAUAAUUUGCUAAAACCUUGAACAAUAGCAAACUUUUGAAGAUGCCAACUUUAUCAAAACAAACAGCAGAUAACAAAAGUGUCUAGUUUAUUUAAACUUGCCUAUUUAAGUUCCUUAAUAUAGGAAUUUACAUAUGGUAUUAGAAGGUUAGAUUUUUAGGGCCAACUUAAGGCCUUCUUGGCCAUACUCCUUUGAACAAUAAUUCAAGAUUUACAAGAUUUUAAGUCGAGGUAAUACAAAACUCUAAACAAGUAGUUUAGUUAAGGAUCAAUCGACAUCAUUGUAAAUGCAAAUAUAAGGUAAUGAAUAUUUUUUUAUGAAUAAUACACAAAAGACUAAAUCAUGGCAGUUUAAAGAAUAUAUAUGAGAGUAAUUAAAAAACACAUGGAAGUGUGUAACACUGUUUUCUUCCUAAUUUUAUACAUCCUUUGGUCUACCAAAUAUAUUAUUUGGCCCUUAGCAACUUUUUUAGCAGUAAAUUAGAUGCACAUUACAUUAAAAAAUGAAAUUUCUGAUGGAAUUUUUUUUUAUCAAUCUGUUAAUAUGAAAAUAAGGAGAUGUGGUAUGUUUGCUAAUGAGACAGUUAUCUACCAAAGUUCAAAUGAAGUGAAUGUAAGCAAUUAUAGACAAUCGUAUGGCCUUCAACAGUGACAAAAACCCAUACCGUAUAGUCGGCUAUAAAAGGCCCCGUCAUGAAAAUAUGAAACAAUUCAAUUAAGAAAACUAACGGCCUAAUUAUAACAAAACAAUUUACGAAAAACAAAUAUGACAGACAUGACCAAACGACAACUACUGAACUACAGGCUCCUGACAUGGGACAGACACAUAAAGAAUGUGGUGGGGUUAAACAUGUUUAUAAGCGCUCAACCCUUCCCCUAACCUGGGACAGUGGAGAUUGUUAGUCUUAGAUAUUGGGUUCAUUGCUUUCCAUCUAAUGAAUUUAGAAAUGAAUAAAUUAUAUGAAGAGUCUAGUAAUAGAAACUGUCACAUGACAAACUCAUUCCAAUCAGCAGAAUAAAUGUUUAAUCUGAAUAUCAUGUUUUUAUUGUUUAUUGUCUGUUUUCGUUCUAUUCAAUGUUGUAUUGUUAUCUGGAUGGAGGCUAGCAAUUAUUAUAUAAACAAAUUUUGAAGAUACUCUUCCUUUGAAUUUCAUUAUUGAAAAAAGGUAGAAAACUUUUUACUUUAAAGCAAUCUUAUCUUUACAUGUAAAUCUUCUUUCCAUGGAUUUUAUUCAUUUAUCUAUUUUCAUAGAAUAUGUGGUUGUAGCAACAUUCUUAAUUAUCAACUGUAGUGAUAUUAUAUACAUGUUUUAUAUAAGGCAUGAUGUUUGGUCAUACAAUGACUAUAUAUUUAUCUGUUAAUUAUCAAUUGAUUAAAUGUAAAUGUAAAUAAACUAUUGAUCAUUUGAUUUGAUUUGAUUUUGAUUUUUGGUGUUUUAACGCCACUUUUAAGCACCGCUUUUAGGCUAUUUCGUGGCGGCCAGUUUUUAUUGGUGGAGGAAGCCGGAGCGCCCGGAGAAAACCACCGACCUUUGAUAGGAAAACUGACAAUCCUGAUCAAUUAAGAUUGGAGUCGAGUGCACCCGCACGAGCGGGGUUCGAACUCACAACCUCAGUGUUGACUGGCUAAUGAUUACUGUAGUAACUACUUAGACCACUCGGCCACCGAGGCCCCUUGA